AUGUCUCGACAAUAUUCAAAUCAUUCAUUUAUUCCAUCCCAUCAUCAUGAUCAUGUAUCAUCAGAUAAUUCAUCUACACGACGAUUUCGUCCAUUGAUACAAAAUAAUUUUUCUUAUUUUGAAUAUCCAUCUCAACGACAUACUUUUGAAUCGAAUCGAGAAAUAAAUACUUCAACAUUACCUUUGAAUCGUAUACAAAAUGUAGCAACAACGUCAGCAUAUGUUCCACUUUAUCAUUUUGAAAAUCAUAAUGAAAUAAUAUUACGAUCAUCUUAUCAUAGUAAUCAUACAAAACGUCAACGACGACCAUCAACUGUUGGUAUAUCAAAUUCUCAAACAAAUCAACAUCAUCAUGAGCGAAAGCGUUCAAGAAAUGAUGAAAAUAGUCGACAACAACAAAAUCGAUCAUUUAUAAAUCAUGGAUCUACACAAAUACAACAAACUAAUCCUACAACUCGCUAUAUUCCUUCUUUUUCUCGGUCAUUUCAUUAUGGAUCACAUAAUCAUUCACCUCAACAUCGAAAUGGAAUGACAUUUGCAUUAACAUCAUAUCGUGCUCCAUUUUUCCAUCCAACAUCAAUGGCUACUUAUGUACACCAACGACCUUCACCUUCUUUUCUUCUUACUAAUUCAUUUCAUCAUGUUGUUGAUACACAUAUAACAUCAUUUGAUUUGAUUGCUUAUGUAUGGAUGUCUCCUAGUCAUGAAAUAUUUUCUUUACCAACUUCAUUUAGUAUUCAGUUUGGUGAGUUUUUUGAUUUGAUUAUUCCUGAUGAAACACCAAUGGUUGGUUUAACAGAAAAUGAACUUGAAAGAAUACCGACAAUGAUUUAUGAAAAAAUUUGUAAAAAUAUCAAAGAUGAUGAUAAAUGUGCUAUAUGUUUAAAUGAAUAUAUAACUGAUGAAAAACUUAAACGUUUACGAUGUAAACAUUAUUUUCAUAGUGAAUGUAUUGAUCCAUGGCUUAUGACAUCAACUCGAUGUCCGAUCUGUCGAGGUGAACAAACAAAUUAA
Molecule: messenger RNA, 1014 nt
Organism: Rotaria sp. Silwood1
Lineage: Eukaryota; Metazoa; Rotifera; Eurotatoria; Philodinida; Philodinidae
Source: the annotation of a GenBank genome assembly